AUGGUGCUCCAACUUCCUACGGUCACGGUGGAUGAUCUACGCGACUUCCAUGCGAAACAUCUCCCGCACGCGCCUGAACCUGAGCACAUCUUUCAUGGUGUUGAGAAUGAGCUUGCUGAGGAAUGUUACGAGGAGGAAGAAGGUGGACUAGGCUACUACGAAGAUGGCACACCGCGCACCCUCACCGACGAACAAAUCGCUAUGUUCAGGCACUCCGAAAUCCAGGCUAUCAUUCGCAAGCGAAGGCAACAAAGAGACAACGGCAAUGGAUCUGAGGAGGGAGAAGCUGAGAAGUCAGUCACUGAAGACUUAGCCAACGUCGAUUCUCCGGCUUCCCAACCCACUCCCACAAUGGCUACAGAAGCAGGCAAGGUCGCAUCUGGCCGUGUCGAGAAGCUGAAGUCUCAGCAAUGGAAGACAAGCAGCCCAAGGACAAAAGCCAAGAACAAGAGGAACCGAGACAAGUACAAGGCCAAGAAGAGAGACAAGAGGCUCAAGCGCGAGCAGGCUCGAAAGAACGGCCGUGACGAAGAUGAAGAGAGUGACGAGUGGGACCCCUGGCACCAGGCCAAGGGACCGGAUGUGCAGAAGGACGAUACCGUGGACCUGGACUACUGA
Molecule: messenger RNA, 618 nt
Organism: Macroventuria anomochaeta
Lineage: Eukaryota; Fungi; Ascomycota; Dothideomycetes; Pleosporales; Didymellaceae
Exons: 2
Coding region: 1-618 (205 amino acids)
Source: RefSeq, a predicted model, not a curated record